This is a messenger RNA of Trypanosoma grayi, 972 nucleotides long. RefSeq lists its product as hypothetical. Gene Ontology annotation, biological process: tetrahydrofolate interconversion; folic acid-containing compound biosynthetic process. The coding region runs from base 1 to 972 and encodes 323 amino acids. The transcript has a single exon. The record is from RefSeq and is a predicted model, not a curated record. NCBI's taxonomy places the organism in Eukaryota, Euglenozoa, Kinetoplastea, Trypanosomatida, Trypanosomatidae. Gene Ontology annotation, molecular function: 5-formyltetrahydrofolate cyclo-ligase activity. Gene Ontology annotation, cellular component: mitochondrion.
AUGAAGGGUCCCCUCAGCGAUGCCAAGGCUGCUCUCCGACGCACUCACCUUCGCCGUCUGCGUGAGAUGGCAAGCCAAGCCCCGGAGGCCCUGCGCGAGGAGUCAUCGCGUGUGUGUGCGCUGCUGUACGAACACGUUUGCGCUUUGAGGUCCUCUCAGGCGCCUUCAUCAUCGUCGCUGCUGUUGUGUGCGUACCUGCCGCUCUACUUUGAAGUAGAUUUGCAGCCGCUGCUGCAUCGCCUGUGGCGGGAGCCACGCGUGGAGGGCAUGCCGGAUGUUAACGUUUUCCUUCCGUUCGUGCUCACACCGUCCGCGGGGGCGGCGCGGUCCAACAGUAGCAUGCCCGCUUCGGUUCCACUCUGGCAGCAGCCACAGGAAACCGCCAUGGCGCGUCUGUCGAGCGCUAUGCUUUUUGUAGAGACGUUUGACCCCGAUGACCUGCUGAACUCCUUUGAACGACGUGGCCGCUACCAGCUGAUGGAGCUGAAGGACGAGGUCCUCCAGCAGUCAUUUUUUAACAGCACUGACACUAAGUGCUGCGAAACCGCAACGCCUCCUCGCCGUUGUAUCGCGUGUGAUGAUUGGCGUACCUUGUUUCCAGGGUGUGAGAAGCCUGCUGGAUUGGUGGAGGUGCAGCAACUCUCCCCAGAUAAGGAGGAGCCCAAGCGUGUGGUGGUCGUUUUGGCUCCAGGCGUCCUGUUCGAUCGCGCUGGUGGGCGGCUGGGCAAGGGGGGCGGAUACUACGACAGAUUUCUACAGCACAUGCGUGAGACUGCAGCAGAGUCAGUAGUAGCGUGGGGUAUCGGCAGGGAAACGCAGCUGUUGUCGGUGGACGAUGCGCAGCUUCCUCUCCACGCGCACAACCCGCUGGAGAAGGGCCCUUACGACGCCACGAUGGACAGUGUGGUCACACCUUCUGGAUUUGUGCAUUGCAUGCCGCAGAAGGUGCCCGCUUCUGUAGGAUUGACUUAG